AUGGGGAAGAACGUGGACUUUGGGGGGAAAGGAUUUGGGGUUGUGGGUGGGGAGCUAUCCCACGAGCCUUGGACCAGGGCCGCACCUCCCGUGCUGGCCACACGAGCCCGUGGCCGGGCCCGGGAAUGGGUAACAAGGUCGCCGGAAUGUUACGUUCUCUUCCCGAAAGCUGAGAGGCGUGGAGUACCGCUUAUCUGUGAUGACAGCUUCCUGGUGUUUGGCUUGCCGAAAGCUGAUAAAUUACUAGUCCUAACGGUCGCAACAGAAGAGACGGAUGGAUUUCAUCGGUUUAUGCAGUCGGCCAGAUAUUUCAACUACACUGUGAAGGUCCUCGGCCAGGGGGAAGAGUGGAGAGGAGGCGGUGGGACCAACAGCAUUGGAGGGGGUCAGAAGGUGAGGUUGCUGAAGGAAGCCAUGCCGCACUACGCCACCCAAGAGGACCUGGUCAUCUUCUUUACGGAAUGUUUUGAUGUCAUAUUUGCCGGUGGCCCCGAGGAAGUGCUCAAGAAGUUCCAAAAGUCCAACCACAAAGUCGUCUUCGCGGCCGAUGGAAUUCUGUGGCCGGACAAGAGACUGUCAGACAAGUACCCUGUGGUGCACAUCGGGAAGCGGUACCUCAACGCCGGAGGGUUCAUGGGCUACGCUCCGUACGUCAGCCGCAUGGUGGCGCACUGGAGCCUGCAGGACAAUGACGAUGACCAGCUCUUCUACACCAAGCUGUACAUUGACGCUGGAAAAAGGGAAGCCCUCAACAUCACAUUGGACCACAAAUGCAAAAUCUUCCAGACCCUAAACGGAGCUGUAGAUGAAGUGGUUUUGAAAUUUGAGAACGGCAAGACACGAGUCAAGAACACAUUCUACGAAACGCUGCCAGUGGUGAUCAACGGGAACGGCCCCACUAGUAUUCUCCUGAAUUACUUUGGGAACUACGUGCCCAACUCCUGGACGCAGGACAGUGGCUGCACCGUCUGUGACUUGGACACCGUUGAUCUGUCUGCGGCGGACGUGCUGCCGAAUGUGACCUUAGGCGUUUUUAUUGAGCAACCAACGCCUUUCCUACCUCGAUUCCUGGACCUGUUGUUGACUCUGGAUUACCCCAAAGAAGCACUGAAGCUCUUCAUUCAUAACAAAGAAGUGUAUCAUGAGAAGGAGAUCAAGGUGUUUUAUGAUAAAGCUAAACAUGAGAUCGGCACCAUAAAAAUAGUAGGACCAGAAGAAAAAUUAAGCCAAGCGGAAGCCAGAAACAUGGGAAUGGAUUUCUGUCGCCAAGAUGAAAAGUGCAAUUACUACUUUAGUGUGGAUGCCGACGUGGUUUUGACCAAUCCAAAGACUCUAAAAAUCUUGAUUGAGCAAAACAGGAAGAUCAUCGCUCCUCUGGUCACCAGGCACGGGAAGUUGUGGUCUAACUUCUGGGGCGCCCUGAGUCCCGACGGGUACUACGCCCGUUCCGAGGACUACGUGGACAUCGUGCAAGGCAAGAGAGUAGGAGUCUGGAACAUUCCAUACCUGGCUAACGUGUACUUAAUCAAAGGAGAGACGCUGAGGUCAGAGAUGAACGAGAGGAACUACUUUGUGCGUGACCGACUGGACCCAGACAUGGCUCUUUGCCGGAAUGCCAGAGAAAUGGGUGUGUUUAUGUACAUUUCUAAUAGACAUGAGUUUGGACGACUGUUGUCGACGGCCAACUACAAUACUUCGCACUACAACAAUGACCUGUGGCAGAUUUUUGAAAACCCCGUGGACUGGAAGGAAAAAUACAUCAACCGGGACUAUUCAAAGAUUUUCACUGAAAACAUAGUGGAGCAGCCCUGUCCCGAUGUCUUCUGGUUCCCUAUAUUUUCCGAGAAGGCCUGCGAUGAGCUGGUGGAGGAGAUGGAGCACUACGGACGCUGGUCGGGGGGAAAGCAUCACGACAGCCGCAUCUCGGGCGGCUACGAGAACGUGCCCACGGACGACAUCCACAUGAAGCAGGUGGACCUGGAGAGCGUGUGGCUGCACUUCAUCCGAGAGUUCAUCGCUCCGGUCACCCUCAAGGUCUUCGCCGGCUACUACACGAAGGGGUUUGCGCUAUUGAAUUUUGUGGUGAAGUAUUCUCCCGAGAGGCAACGGUCUCUCCGUCCGCACCAUGAUGCCUCGACCUUCACCAUCAACAUCGCCCUCAAUAACGUGGGAGAAGACUUCCAGGGAGGCGGAUGCAAAUUCUUGCGGUACAACUGCUCCAUCGAGUCCCCAAGGAAAGGCUGGAGCUUCAUGCACCCCGGGAGGCUCACACACCUGCACGAGGGGCUGCCCGUGCGAAACGGCACCAGAUACAUCGCCGUGUCCUUCAUCGACCCCUGAGUCACCGCCCUGCCUCUCCUGCGAUUUCCCCUUGGAUCGGACGUCUGGUGCAGACAACGUCUUUGAGGAAAUGAGAGGAACACUUGAGUAACGCCAACUCAACAACUUUGCUUUGGGCCAAACAUUUGAGACGUUUGAAAAAAUACAUAUAUAUAAAUGUACUUAUAUAUGUAUAGCAGAAAAAAUAGGUUUGCUUCUCAGUGUCUGCUCUGAGCCUUAAGACACAGGUUGAAGAAGAGAAGAAAAAAAAAGUAAUUUAUUUCUACGCCUGACCGUCUCUGAUAAGCGGCGGCAACUUCCUGAAUCUGGGUUUCCAGCUGCUCAGGGAUUCAGGUACCAGUAUGCAAAGCCGCGAGUGACGUCUAAUAAUAUUUUAUUUAAGAAAAGCUCGAGAAGAAUUUUAUUUAUAAAUCUAUGGGGUGGGGGUGGGGGAAUGCUAAAAAGCAAAACAGGAUAGAGACACAGACGAGCCCGUGGUGAGCCCGGAAGCCCGGCUCUGGCUGAGGUCAUGGUC
This is a messenger RNA of Dipodomys ordii (Ord's kangaroo rat), 2854 nucleotides long. RefSeq names its product procollagen-lysine, 2-oxoglutarate 5-dioxygenase 2 (gene Plod2). Gene Ontology annotation, cellular component: endoplasmic reticulum. Bases 1 to 2340 code for a protein of 779 amino acids. The transcript has 21 exons. Gene Ontology annotation, molecular function: iron ion binding; procollagen-lysine 5-dioxygenase activity; L-ascorbic acid binding. The record is from RefSeq and is a predicted model, not a curated record. NCBI's taxonomy places the organism in Eukaryota, Metazoa, Chordata, Mammalia, Rodentia, Heteromyidae. Gene Ontology annotation, biological process: peptidyl-lysine hydroxylation.